Molecule: messenger RNA, 942 nt
Organism: Acanthocheilonema viteae
Lineage: Eukaryota; Metazoa; Nematoda; Chromadorea; Rhabditida; Onchocercidae
Source: the annotation of a GenBank genome assembly
AUGCCAACUUCUCUAACAUGCCAGUACGAGCCAGAAAGAGAAGAACGCCGCAUGUCGAUAACACGAAUGUUUGAAGAAGGAUGGAAAAGUGAAAGGCAUGAAAUAGAAGAGCGGCAUGAUCAUGAAGCGUACUGUCACGUGGAUACGGUACUCGAAACGAAUACGUCAAUUAGUCCAGCGUCCGCUGAUACUAUCACGAUUACUAAUAUCAUACAUUCUGAUGGUUGGGAAGAUGUAUCAGUGGGUGUGCGUGUUGUAUUGCAGCAUCAUCGAUACAGAGAUAGGGACGGAAAAGAACGUCCGACAGAUUAUCAUCAGGCCGACUAUAGAAAUACAAGACUAAAGGACUGUAGUGAAAAAGGUUAUAGCGAGCAGCAGCAACAAGAUUAUCCAUGUAUACUGCUUAACUGUGACCCGUACUAUGAUGCUCGGUUUACGAAUAGAGUAGCCGGACAUCCGGGUGAAGAAAGUAAUCAGAUACGGAUUCAUCAACAAGCAGCACAAAAUCGUGAUAAAACCGAAAAAAAUCACAGAUAUCUGGAGGAAAAAAGCGUUCACAUGUCUGUUGAUUAUAGUGCGCAUGAUUUUCACGAAUCACGUGCUGUCAUAGAUGCUGCUGCACGCGACAAUAUACGCGUUCGACGUCAUGGCGAUACUACAGUGAUAACCGAAUAUCGUGAUCCUUAUUCGUUUUAUUGGCAGUUAGAUCAGGCAAGACCUCAAGAGGAUGAAACUCCUAAAUCAACACCACAGAUAGAUUACGUUAUCGACGAAGAAAUCAUAAAUGAUGCAGUUCUUUCUCCUGACAGUCAUGACAGCGGAAUAAACGUCGAAGUACAAUACAGUAGGCCAAUACGAUCCGACGAUCCUCCGCCCGCAAAACCACUUCCAUUUGGAUGGGAAAAACAUGAAGGCAUGCAUGCAUUUUUUGACAUAUUUUGA